This is a messenger RNA of Penicillium daleae, 2694 nucleotides long. RefSeq lists its product as uncharacterized. The record is from RefSeq and is a predicted model, not a curated record. Bases 1 to 2694 code for a protein of 897 amino acids. NCBI's taxonomy places the organism in Eukaryota, Fungi, Ascomycota, Eurotiomycetes, Eurotiales, Aspergillaceae. The transcript has 5 exons.
AUGGCGCGUUUGGCAGACUCCUCUGUCCUGACUGAGGACAAUGCGACCGGUCGCUUUUUGAAGCUUCAAAGAUGGGCAGCGACGCUAUACGCGGGACUUGGCUUGGGCUACAGAGACCGGAAAAAGUCACCACAGUCGUUCUUGCUCGCAUCGAUUACCAGAGAAAAGCAUCAAUCGAAGGUAAAGGCUCGAAUUGAUGAAGAUGUUACCCUUAUCCGGGAGCAAGCGUCCGACGGCGAGUUGGCCGCAGAGGAUGGCACCUGUUCAAAACCACCGAAGCGUUCAUGGAUCGAUGGGGCUUUUCUGUGUGCUAAAGGAUCCGCAGUGAUCCUUAUUCUACAUUUGAUAUUCGUCGCUAUCGUCACUGGCCUAGCCAGCAGAUAUCCCGACAAGCGCGGGUUUGCCAGCGGUUCAGUAAUGUACGAGGGCAGUUGCGUUUUGACCAAACGAUGGUCAAUUGCGCUCCAUCUUAUGAUCAACCUAUUGAGCACAUGCAUCCUUGGUGCUAGCAACUACUGCAUGCAGACACUUGUCGCGCCGACUAGGGAAGACAUCGACAAAGCCCAUGCGAAACGUCGGUGGCUCGAUAUCGGGUGUUCAAGUCUGCGCAAUUUGCUCGUGAUGAAGCGCUCUCGUCUAGGGCUGUGGGCUGUUCUCCUGAUCACAGCGACCCCGUUUCAUUUAUUGUACAAUUCUAUGAUCUUCGAAGCCGUCAACACGAACGAGUUUGGAUAUAUCAUUGCCCCUAGAGAUAUUAGCCCGGACAACAUCUGGAAUAUGACCACGCCCGAACUGGAACAAUGCUUCGUGUAUCCAAAUUACAGGAUUUGGGGUGACAUGAAGUGGUCCGACUUUGCCACCAUCAUCGCUGACAAGAAUUACGAUCAUAUCUCUACCCGGGAGUGUAUGUCAUAUUUCAACCAGACUAACCAGCGUGGUAUCAAAGCACUUGUCGCGCUCACGCCAGAGCUUUCCGUCAGUGAUGGGGGUAAUGAUGCUAUUCUAUCGGUGCAGGUAUUGGAGGGUGUGCCGAGCUCAAUCUCAACAGGUGAAAGCCAUGGAGUAGACCAUUUCAGCACGAACGGUUAUGCAGCCUAUGGCGACAAGAUAUGGGGGAACGGCUACUCCUCAGAUGAAAUCACCCUACACGUCGAUGGUGGGCCGGUUUACUACUCAUACAACAUUUCAUCGAUAGAGGACUGCGUGGGUGAAGGUGGCAAGCGCCCCGCGUGCGCGCACGCUGGUGAAGUGAUGGGGUGGGUGAAUAGCGGCUCUGCCAAAACGAUUGCAGGUGUCCGCGACUACAUCGACACCCAUGAUAUACAAGACGUCAAGGCUGAAAACGCAAUCACCUGUGGCGACAGCAUGCGUUGGGAUGAAUACACUAUCGAUGGAUGUCUGGCGGUUCGAGCUGAACAGCACUGCAGAUUGAUGUACAGUCCCCCAAUUUGCAUCGUGAUUGCUCUGACGACACUCGCGAAAGUGGUGGCCAUGUUCUUCGCAGCUCGAAUUACAAGCCUUCAAUCGGCUCCUCUGCUUACAUUUGGCGAUGCCGUGGCAUCUUUCGUCGCGAAUCCUGAUCCUACCACGGUCGGGAUGUGCUGGAUCUCCGGUGUUGACCUCCACCGGGGUAAAUGGAAGAAUCUAAUCCCACCACAUGCAAUAGGGGCAGAAAGUGUCAUAGAAGACAACUAUGAAUCUGCCACCAUAAUCCACAAGCCACUCUCACGCCGAAAACGUUGGAUACAAGCCCCAAGUGUCAUGAGAAGCUCGGUAACCGUAAUUCUGUGCCUGGCAUUCAUCGCCGCAGGGGCAUGCCUCUUUCAGAGAGCCAUCGUCAGCGACUGGUUAGACUAUACCUCAGACUCGGCUCUCAGCAUCAGCCUCCUCCGGGAAUGGUGGUCAGAGAUCAACUCAAGCACAUAUAGUUUCAUCGACAGUCCGGGCCUUCAGCUGCCCAUUCUGAACUCGGUUAUAAUAGCCAAUAUCCCUCAAUUAAUCCUCACCAUCUGCUAUUACUGCUAUAAUAGCAUUUUGACUAGCAUGGUGGCCGCAGCAGAGUAUAGCAGUUACGGGGCAUCGCGUCAAUCACUUCGCGUUACAUGGCCGGUCAAGGGGAGCAAGCAACGUUCUACAUAUUGGCUCAGUAUCCCGUACCAGUACUCUGUGCCGAUUCUGGUGAUGUAUACAAUUCUGCACUGGCUAGUCUCACAGAGCAUCUUCUACGUUACGCUCAUUCCGUACCGACCAGGAGGUCAGGUUGAUUGGGGCCCGGACCGUCUGCUGAGCUCAACCGCUACACCAUCUGGAUCUGCCUCUGCGGAUCCAAAUUCUGCAUAUGGAGGGGAAGGAGGGCAAACAGUCAACUCACUAGCAUAUUCUCCAUUGCCGCUCUUCGUGGCUCUGCUGGUUGGGGCUUUCAUGCUAGUGGUUUUGGUUUGCUUGUCGUUUCGAAAGUUCAAAUCUGACAUGCCGUUGGCGGGAGCUUGUAGUGCUGCUAUUAGUGCUGCCUGCCAUCCACCCCAGGACGAAAAUUUGGAGACUGCGGCGAUGGACCGGUUGAUGUGGGGCGAAACAGUAAAAUCACCAGCAUGGGUGAUGGAACAACUCGGUAAGGAUGGGGGUAGCAAGGGACAUUGCUGUUUCACUUCAUUAAAGGCUGAGAGGCCCUCGACGACGAAGUUGUAUGCCUAG